AUUCCCCCAUAACGAUGACAAAAGUACAUCCAGUUGAGGAGAGGAAGCCUCAUGAGGACUCUACACUCACUGAGAGCUCCCAAGCAUACUUUGAUAAGACGUCUGCAGAUGGCAAAAUAGAACUCACUGAGGAUGCUGCCCCGGAAGUUUUAGGAUAUUCUUGGUCUACAGCUAAGAAGUGGUACAUCCUCUCUGUUAUUGUCGUCAUUCAGAUUUCUAUGAACUUGAAUGCAUCGAUUUAUGCAAACAGUGUCGAGGGAAUGACUGAAGAAUGGGGAAUAUCCGCACAAGCUGCUAGAGUUGGACAAUGCGUUUUCCUUGUUGCAUACGGUUUCGGUUGUGAAUUCUGGGCACCAUGGUCAGAAGAACUUGGUCGUUGGAGUGUUCUCCAAAUUUCGCUCUUCUUUGUUAAUAUUUGGGCACUGAUGUGUAGUCUUGCACCAAAUUUCGGUACCAUGGUUGUUGGUCGUUUCCUUGGUGGCCUGUCGAGCGCCGGUGGAUCUGUCACACUCGGUCUUGUCGCUGAUUUCUACAAUGUUGAUACGCACCAGUAUGCAAUCGCCUACGUCGUAUGGAGUUCCUGUUCAGGAAGUGUCGUCGGUGCUAUUGUUGGUGGUUUCAUCCAUUCGUUCAGUACGUGGAGAUGGGUCUUUUGGAUUCAACUUAUCUUCGGUGGUUUCGCACAAGCUAUCCAUUGGGCAAUUCCAGAGACAAGAUCAUCCGUCUUGCUUGAUAGAGAAGCUAAGAGACGUCGUAAGGAAGCCGCAAAAGAGGGCAAAGAACUCAAUAUUUGGGGACCAGGUGAAAUUCGUCCUUACAAGUUUAACUUAAAGGAGACAGCUAUUAUUUGGAUGAGACCAUUCGAGAUGUUCGUCAGAGAACCAAUUGUUUUGUCUUGCUCCCUCCUUUCUGGUUUCAGUGAUAUGCUUAUAUUCAUCUUCUUGGAGAGUUAUGGAGCCGUUUUGAGUCAAUGGGGCUUUAAGCCAUGGGCUAGUGGUCUUGGUUUCGUUCCUAUUCUUAUUGGUUACUUCAUCGGAUGGUUCUCUUUCUUCCCUACUUUCAGAUCACAAACUAUCAGAAGAAAGCAAGAUCCAUUCUCGGUUUCCCCAGAAAACAGACUCUGGUGGUUGCUAUGGACGGCUCCUUUGCUUCCAAUUGGUAUGUUAAUGUUUGCCUGGACAUCACUUGAAGAACGCGGUAUCCACUGGAUUGGUGUUAUGAUCAGUUCAGCAGUCGUAGCUAUUGCUAACUACAACAUUUAUCUCGCAACAGUUGAUUACAUGGUUGCUGCAUACGGUCCAUACUCUUCUUCCGCUACUGGUGGUAAUGCUUUAGCUAGAGAUGUCUUGGCUGGUAUCUCUGCGAUGUUUGCUACACCAUUCUACAGUCAUUUCCCUAACUACACAUUGGAACUUCCAACUACCAUUCUGGCUUGCAUCGCAUUAGUUCUGAUCAUUCCGGUCUUCCUGUUAUACUUCUACGGACCACAAGUUCGUAAUAAAUCAAAAUUCGCUCAACUUUUGGCUGAAAAUAGAGAAACAAGCCAUCUGAAGAGUCAAGUACGUGAAGAAAAACAAUCACGCUUUGAGCACGUCGAAAAAGCAUAGCUUGGAUAUAUAGACUAUAGAAUACCAUUUAUAGACUUUCUUGUAGAUUAAUAAUUUUCAUAGAUUCCUGAAAUAGCGAAAACAAACCGG
Messenger RNA from Wallemia mellicola CBS 633.66, 1697 nucleotides. Its product is annotated as putative MFS multidrug transporter. The transcript is spliced from 4 exons. Gene Ontology annotation, molecular function: transmembrane transporter activity. The record is from RefSeq and is a predicted model, not a curated record. Gene Ontology annotation, biological process: transmembrane transport. Lineage: Eukaryota; Fungi; Basidiomycota; Wallemiomycetes; Wallemiales; Wallemiaceae. Bases 15 to 1607 code for a protein of 530 amino acids.